This is a messenger RNA of Oryza sativa Japonica Group (Japanese rice), 969 nucleotides long. Its product is annotated as cyclic phosphodiesterase. Gene Ontology annotation, biological process: cyclic nucleotide metabolic process. The record is from RefSeq and is a predicted model, not a curated record. Gene Ontology annotation, molecular function: 2',3'-cyclic-nucleotide 3'-phosphodiesterase activity. Lineage: Eukaryota; Viridiplantae; Streptophyta; Magnoliopsida; Poales; Poaceae.
CCCGCGACGCGAUGCUUCUCGUCGGCAAAAGUAUAUUCCCCCCCAGCUUCCUCUCUCCGGCGCCGCUCGCCGCCUCCGACUCACCGGCACGACCGCGCGGCUCCACAUGGACGCCGGCGACCAGUCGCCGAAGGAGGUGUACUCCGUGUGGGCGCUCCCGCCCGAGCCCGUCCGCGCGCGGCUCCGCGGCGUCAUGGCCGGCCUCCGCGCCGCGCACGGCGGGCCGGCGUUCGAGCCGCACGCCACCGUCGUCGGGGCCAUCCGCCUCCGCCGAUCCGCCGCCGUAGAGGCGCUCCGCGCCGCCGCCGCCGGCGUCCGGCCCUACACCGCCCGUGUGGUCGGCGUCGCCCGCGGUGACUUCUUCUACCAGUGCAUCUACCUCCUCCUCGAGCCCACCCCCGAGGUGGUGGAAGCGAGCGAUCAUUGCUGUGGCCACUUUGGGUACGAGAGAUCAACCCCAUAUAUGCCACACGUCAGCCUCUUAUAUGGAGACCUGACAGAUGAGGAGAAGGAGGUAGCAAGGAAGAAGGUAGAGGAGAUAGACAAGGAGAUUUGUGGAUUGCAGUUUGAGAUCUCCGAGCUUGCGCUGUAUAGGACGGAUACCGAGGACAAAAGCUUGGAGUCAUGGGAAUUGGUGGAGAUCUGCCACCUUGAGAGGAAGUGAUUAAUCUCCUCCCGUUGGUGCUUCUGCCAUAAGUUAAGUUUGAGGUGAGUUUGUUCAAUAAUAAAGCUUGCCCAAAUGCAAAGCGAUGCCUAAAAUUUAAGUUUUGAGUUAUUCCUACUGUAAAAGUUACAUAUAUACAUAUAUAUCUUGGGUUCUUCCCAGAUAAUAUUUGUCUUAUUAAUUAUCUGUUGUACUGAUAACUGAGUUAUGUCAUAGACAAGCUCUGAUCAACUCUUAAUGUGUAUGCCACAUUAUCAUCACAUUUAGAGAUGCACUCUAAAUAUAUAGUGCUGCAUAUAGAGAUA